Messenger RNA from Micropterus dolomieu (smallmouth bass), 3571 nucleotides. It is a transcript of the gene iglon5, whose product is annotated as IgLON family member 5. Lineage: Eukaryota; Metazoa; Chordata; Actinopteri; Centrarchiformes; Centrarchidae. The record is from RefSeq and is a predicted model, not a curated record. The transcript has 8 exons. Gene Ontology annotation, cellular component: neuron projection. Bases 74 to 1069 code for a protein of 331 amino acids.
UAGGCGGAUUCCUGAUGAAAUCAGGGCAAUCACGGCCUCACAAUGCCUGAGGCUGGUCGAAGGGUGCAGCCAAAUGUUGGGAGAACCACUGUCAAUUCAAUUAUUCAAACAUUUCGUCGGGAGAACAGGGUCCAGUGUGUGCGGAACAGAAUUCGGACACCUGCCGGACAACAUUACAGUGUUGGAAGGAGAAAGCGUCACUUUGAGAUGUCGGAUCGAUGAGGAGGUGACCCACAAGGCCUGGCUGAACCGCUCUAACAUCCUGUUCACGGGGACAGACAAGUGGUCACUGGACAAGCGUGUGACGCUGGCCAAUAGUAACAACAGCGACUUCUCCAUCCACAUUGACAAGGUGCAAGUAACCGACGAGGGGCCCUACACUUGCACCUUCCAGGCCAAUAACAAGCCCCGCAUCGCCCAUGUCUACCUCAUUGUUCAAGUGCCGGCCAGAAUCGUCAACAUCUCAAAAAACGUGUCAGUGAACGAAGGAGAGAAUGUAAACCUCUUCUGUUUGGCAGUGGGUCGGCCUGAGCCCACCGUCACCUGGAAAGACCAGAAAUAUGGGUUAGUAAGUGAAGGGGAAUUCCUAGACAUCACAGAGAUCAAGAGGCAGCAGGCCGAGGACUACGAAUGCAUCACCAACAACGGAGUGGCUCCUCCCGAUCAGCGCAAGGUCAAGGUCACGGUCAACUACCCUCCCAUGAUCACAGACAUGAAAAACAUGCCAGCCCAUUUGGGUAAGACGGCCAUCUUGCGCUGUGAAGCCAUGGCAGUCCCACCAGCUGCCUUUGAGUGGUACAGAGAUGACCACAGGCCAGUAGAGAGUGACAACACCCUGAGGAUCAAAAACGAGAGGACGCGCUCGCUGUUGCUGUUCACCAACGUGACAGAGAAACACUUUGGGAACUACACCUGCUUUGCCUCAAACCGUCUGGGGGCUUCCAACGCCAGCAUGCUGCUGUUUCGACCGGGGGCCAUACAGGGGCGAGGGACCGGUUUACAUGCAGGAAUGAGUGUCAGCCUGUGUUUUUGGGUUUCCCUCUCUACCGUUCUUCUGAUGAAGGUGUAAGGACCGAGCUCCACCUGGAAUUGUCCCUAGACGUCCCUGAAAGCCCUGUCUGCCCCUCCCUCCCUCUCUUCCCCUUUACGGAAGGAAGAAGGGAAUUAAAUUCUUUAAUUACAAACCCAUCACUGUGAACAAAAAGAAUAUGCAUUAAUCCAGGAGCCAUUGAAUCAUUGCAUAAAACCCACAACCACAUCACACCCCACCCCCCAAAACCCCAGCACCCUCAAUUCAAUUUCGAGGUCAAAUCAUUGUCAUCAACUCUUCCUUCCUCUCUUACACACAGUCUGUCUCCCAGAAUACCUUGCAGAUGAUGCAGUCUGACUUGGUACUUCCCUCUUCACCUUGUUUUCCCCUCAUUAUUACCAUUGGGCUAAUAUUGAUAGAGUGUACAUUAAAGAUUAUUGUGUCAGUGAUCAAUGAGAAAAUAGAUAAUCUAACAACUGGAUGAUCAUUUAUGUAAUAUACUACAUAGACUAAUGACUGACCUACAAUGUUUGCCUUAUGAAAAUGAUAGAUAAGAUCACAAUAUUAUGGUGGAUAUUUAUGGAAACUAUAGUUAUAAUGUGGCAUUGACGGUCAUGUGACCUUUUGAAAAUUGUCCAAUUGGUGGCCGUGUGAAGUGUCACUCUUUGAUCACACACACACACACGCACACACACACACACACACACACACAUACACAUAUGGCUUUUUGAUUUUAACUGUGUAGCAGUGAAGCUGCUAUGAAUGAUGUCAAAAUGUAUAAAAAAGGGUGGGUGGUGAUGGCGUCAGUCUCAACUACCCCUUUAUGUAAUUCGGGGGGUUUAUACCAAGGUUUCGCAUGUAGACCCCCUCACUACCCAAACCUUUUUUAGCCUCCCCACCCUGCGCCUCUGUUCAAUGUGCUCUGUCUAGUCGACCUUCGCAUCGCUAUAGUGUUCUCUGCUCCGUGUCACCCCCUACCCCCGUCUUCCUCCCCAGUGUAAAUAUAUGCAGUACAGAGGCCACGUCGGCGACCUCAAGUUGCUUGGCGCCCAACGACAUCUCACAUCAGCCUCGACUACGCUCCAGUUUUCUGAAGCAGCAAGAGACUGUCCAGGGACAACAAUAUCUUCUGUUUCAAAGCUGUGGCUCCAUCCUCUUUGUCGCUUGUUGAUAGCAUGUACCGGUUAGAGAUGUUCCUGUUGUGAGUCCAUUCUCCCUACCCUACCUCCCCUCCCUCCCUGCACUGUGUCUGUUUUCCUCUGCAAGGUUACCUGCUUUUACUUUUUUGGUGUUAAUAAUAGUACAGAUGAUGAUGAUGUUAAUAAGUAUUUGAAUAACAAUGAAUAGUAAUUCCAUGUGAGAAAAAAAACAAAAGCUGAUGGUAAUGAGCCGUGCGUGGGAAAAUAAUUUUUGUACUUUACUCUGAGAAGUCACACACAUUGAACGACUACAAUGAAAAACAAACAAAAAAAACAUGUAAAGUUUUCGAAGUGAUGUGCUCUAUUUUGCCAUGACAAGCUUUUUAAAAACGCAUUUGAAACAGUCUGAGGGAUUAUUUCAGAAGCAGUGAAUGAUGAUGUAAUUUAUAAUUUGUAACAGUUUAUGUAUUGGACUCUUUUCGUCAUGCUGUUAACUGCAUCACGCACACAUUUACAGCAUAUUUGUUCACUUAUCAUAGUGUGUCUCUCUCCGACCAGCUAGAUAAAUGAUUUGGAUCCAUGUCAGUUGUGGCUAUAAGUCGGUUCUUGUUCAUCCAGACCGCAGGGAGAUAAAGAUGUAAUUAGCCAUUACCUGUGGCUGGCUAAGUGAAGGAGCCUGGGCUCCACCUGUCCCUCCUGCCAGCCAGUGAUGGCCCCCAUAAAUCAAGCUCAAUCCUGCCACUGACAGGAAUCCUCUUCAAGGACAACCCCGCUUUGGUGCGCCAGUCCUCCCUCCAAUGUGUACCUGCGACAUGCAGGCAUGGGCACUACAAAACCCCCAUGGCACAAUUAUCCAUCCAGUUCCCCCGCACAGCACAAACAGUGGGAGGUAAGCCCAUAUUUCAAUACGGUGGCACUAGUUUCUCCGCUGAAACACUGUCCAUUCACAUGCAGCGACUAUAUGCAAAUUUGCCAUAACAAGCCUGCACGGAGAGAUGAGUUUGCCCCGGCUGAACCCUGACUACAGCGACCUUAAAGGGGAAUUACCCAGUAUUGAAUCAAUUGUCUGAAUGUGUUAUGUUUGAUUUUGUUUCAAACCAGCAAUAACCCCUAACUCUACUGUGCAAGAGGUGUCAGAUAUGGUUAAAGCUGAGGUGUAAUAUCUGAAAAGUUUCCAUUAACAAGGUAUAUCAAAUAGGUCUGUUGUUGUACUUUUACUGUGUACAGUACUCUGAAAUGAUUGUGAAGCUCUGUUUAAAUGGCCCUUAAUCUAAAACACUACAUGUUGUACUCAAAAAGUCUCUCUGCUGUGUAGUCGGGUUGUAUGUCUGACAGAACACACACUGUUUGUGCAUGCAUCUUGUUGCUCCAAAAAUAAUAACUGAUUACAUUUCAAGCACAA